AGCGGGAGCUUCCGCAUGCGGAUGCACUUAAAACCGUUUUAACCCGUGUGGUGAAUCUUUCCCUGCUUCCGGUUAACAACCCGCUUUGAAGAAGAAACACUCGAGCUAGUGAAUUCAGGACAGGGGGUAGCGGACACCGCGCUUUUGGGGUUUUUUUGACCGUUGCCUGGGCAUUUUAUCGGACCUCUGGGAAACCCAGCGGCUGACCCCGAGCCGAUCCCGCCCGCUCUCCUUUGUUGGGCGCGUCUUUCUGGAGGGGGCGCUGCCUUGACCCUGCUCCCGCAUGUUUGGCCUCUUCCCGGUUUGGGAGGCCGUGGCAGGGAAGCGGAUGGCGCUGCCCUCGGUUCAUAGAUGCGUCCAACUCAAUCAAGAAAAUCAGCUGCUCCUUAAGAAGCUGAGGCAUGUACGCCUAAAAAACAAGCAGCUGGAAAAUGAUGUAGUGCAGCUGCAUGAUAAACUACAUGAGCAAAAGAAGUGCUUGCCUACCUGUGUCACAAGGAAAGAUGUGCAGAUUCAAACAGAAUUUCAGUUAUACCAUAAAGGUGAUGGGGUUCAUCACAAGGAGCAUGAUGUAGUAAAGGAACAUGCCAGAGUGCUUCAGAUGUAUAAUGAACUGAAGAAAAGGUACAAUAAAGAAGUCAAAACAAAUCAAAGACAAAAUGAAACAGUUGCAAUGCUGUCUGGUAAAAUUAAUGAUCUGGAACAUCAACUUCAUUUAGCAAACCAAAAGAUAAAUGCCUUGGAAUAUAAAAAAAAGGACAAAUUUGUUCCAAUUCAGAGAAGAAUGUCAUCUGACAAAUGUAUGUGCAAAAAGAAGGGAAGCUGUUCCUGCAAAUAUUUAGGUAAUACUUUUUUUCUCAUAUGUCUGCUUCAUUGGCUCUUGAUCUUGUGUUACCUUUUGAUAUAUUGUCAUCUAUGACUAAAUGAAAAUUAGAAUUUUCUAUGUUUAUCCUGGGCAUAAUCCCAGAGUCCCAGAAACAGACUGAUGCUUUCUCAGUUUAGAUUGUUGGGGUUGGGUGAGCAGGAAGUGAUUCAAGAACCUUCCCAAUUAUGUUCUCUGUUGCUAAGGGGGAGAGGGAUUUAUACCAGCUCACGGUGAUAAGAGGGAAAAAACAAGCAAAGAUUACAUAUAUUUUAUUUAAAAGAAAAAAAGGAAAUGGAAAUCUUUUAGUUUUGUUCAUGAGUUGGUAGCUACAGCAUGUGAGCCUUAGUCUGCAUGCACAUGUACUGUAGUCAUAUUUCACAAAACCUUCACCUCUACACAUUGCACAGUGAGAGAUGUAAUAUAUAUUCAUAGAAAGUAAGGUGCAAGGCAGCAGGAUCCACAGGAUUUAAGGAGCCGCACCUGAUUUCUUGAUAGUCCAUGUGUAGCUCCUCAGCCAAAGAUAUUAUCUUAGUGUCUAUAAAUUGAAAUCCAGUAACUUGAAUACAAGAUUGCUCUUGCAUUGAAAAUGCAUGUAAUUAACCCCCUCCCACUCCAAAUAGACUUAGCAGUUAAAAACACUUAGUAUUAAGAUGCAAACAUAGCUUAAUGAAGUGGUACCAUAAUUAUAUUUUGUGUAGUCUCCUUUAUUUAGAGCAGAGGUGGGGAACUAUGGCCCUAUUAUGACUUGUGGACUUCAACUCCCAGAAUUCCUGAGCCAGAAGCAAGUCAUAAAAGCGCCAUAUUUCCCCAUUCCUAAUUUAGAAACUUAAAUUUAGAAUGAUAUGAAUGCUUACUAUUGUUAAGGAAAGUUGAUGGUAUGUACUGUUUAUUUUCAGCCUAGGACCAGGAAAUAGACCAUUAUUUCUCAUAAAGUUUAUUUCUGUCAGUGUAACCUAUAUUAUAAUGAGAGUAGAUAGAGGAGAUGUGUAUCUCUAGAGAAGUAUUAUUCUUAUCGCCUUAUAGAAAGUGCUGUCAAUAAAUUAAUCAUAUGCAAUUCUGAAUAUAUUUUUAAAUUAUAAUCUGGUACAUAUCCUCUGAGCUAAUUUGAGUAUAUUAUAAGUGCUGUCGCUGAACGACAUCAUUUUUCCCCGUAUUUUAUCUGUACUACUUCUCUGGCCCCUGCAUUAUAUAAACUGGUCUUUGCUGCUGUAGGGAAUCCCUUGCCCUAUACAGCCAAAAUAUUUUUCUUUGUUUGGACCAGAAACCCAUAAAACAAGUAGAGGGACUAAGACAGGACUAGAACUCCCAGUGUCUUGGUUUAUAGUGUGGUUGCUUAACCACACCAUUAAACUUC
This is a messenger RNA of Thamnophis sirtalis, 2219 nucleotides long. NCBI's taxonomy places the organism in Eukaryota, Metazoa, Chordata, Lepidosauria, Squamata, Natricidae. The record is from RefSeq and is a predicted model, not a curated record.